CUAAAACAAUAUAAUACCAGUAUAGUAAGUUUCAUGAAAUAAUAGAAAACUACAGUUUGACAGAGGGGUUUUCAGCAUACAUGAUUUUUUCCAUCUAGCAGUCAGUUUGUUAGCAUGAGAAUCCUGUUGAGCAUGGGUAUUCCUCAAAUUUUCUCUCCCUUCACAUUUUGUUUGUUGCCUCGUUGGUUUAUUGUCUUACAGGUGAGCCUGGAAAAAACCAGGAUUUUUGAGUGAGAGUGCUGUUGAAACUGGUCUCAUCACAAUGUCAGUGCCACCCCUUCUUUUUGUUGCACAUGUGCAAGAAGUUGGCACAUUCAUGCAUGGGAAACACUAUAUUACUCCUGUGGAAAAAUGUCCUCCAUUCAGAUGUUCUUACCAAUAUUUGGAUGUUAAGAUCUGCAAAUUGGUUUUUAAAAAUCCUGUUAUCAGGCAAACAGGGAGUCAUUUGGUCCCACUCCCCCUACUAGCUAGUUGGUUUUAAACUGUUUUCAAAUGUCUUGCAGGUUGAGAACCAUGAUGUAGACCAAGCAGACCAUUCUGGUACAGUCUUCAUAAGAAUUGAAAGAGAUGAUAAAUAUCCACAAACCAGUGGUGCGAUCCAAAAAUUUUAAUAACAGGUUCCGAUGGUGGUGGGAUUCAAACAGUGGCGUCGCUGCACACACACACCUCCAGUCCCCAUUGGGCAGGGAAGUUGCUUUAGUAACCCCUUCUCGGCACUCAGAAAAAAUUAGUAACCACUUCUAGAGAAGUGGUGAGAACUGGUUGGAUCCCACCUCUGCCCCAAACCCCAUAAAAAUGAAUUUCCCAUGAAAAUAUAGAAAAGGAAGAAGGCACUGGAUAUCAAAGAACAGGAAUACAGUAUAUUGUUUUCAGAGAUUUUUUUAAAAAAAACUUAAAAAUCAGACAUGUCUAUACAAGGAAAAGGUUCCCUCUUUCUGUGGGGUGUAAAGGAAGGGGUCAGCGCAUCUCAGCAGAACAAAGCACGAAAAGGGAAUGCAGAGUGGCCGGAAUAAGCAAUAAGUGCUCUUACGCUUUGUGAAAGUGAAAGGAAACAAACGGGCCCAGCACCGAAGUGGAGGAGCAGAGGGAAAAAAUGAACCAGUUGCUCCAAGUACACAGGAGGAUCACUUCUGUGUCUUAUAACAUUACAGAAAGAUAUUCAAGGGUCAGAUGAUUGUUUGGUGAAGAUCUGGUCGACUCACAAUGGCCGGUUGCUUGCUACACUUAGAGGACAUUCAGCAGAAAUUUCUGAUAUGGCUGUGAAUUAUGAAAACACAAUGAUUGCUGCUGGCAGCUGUGAUAAGAUUAUCAGAGUUUGGUGCCUCAGAACAUGUGCUCCAGUUGCUGUUCUACAAGGACACACAGGAUCCAUUACAUCUUUACAAUUUAGCCCACUGGUGAAAAACUCCAUGCGAUACAUGGCCUCCACAGGUGCAGAUGGAACAGUUUGCUUCUGGCAAUGGGAUCCCAGUUCUAUGAAAUUCAAUAACCGGCCACUGAAAUUUACAGAAAAGUCUAGACCUGGCGUUCAGAUGCUUUGUUCUUCAUUUAGUGUUGGUGGGAUGUUUUUAGCUACUGGCAGUACCGAUCAGGUUAUCAGAAUGUAUUACUUUGGUUCUGAAAUUCCUGAAAAAAUUGCAGAGCUGGAAAGCCAUGUGGACAAAGUUGACAGCAUUCAGUUUUCUAAUACUAAUAAUAGGUUCAUAAGUGGCAGUAGAGAUGGUACAGCCAGAAUCUGGCAAUUCCAGCAAGCUGAGUGGAAGAGCAUUUUGUUGGACAUGUCUGACAAAUUACCUGGUGAUUUAUGUUCAGAAGAAGAUAAAUUUAUGAAGCCGAAGGUGACCAUGAUAGCUUGGAGUCAAAAUGACAAGUUGGUGGUUACCGCUGUGAACAAUCAUCUGCUCAAAGUGUGGAAUUCUUACACUGGACAGCUGCUUCAUGAUCUUACAGGUCAUACGGAUGAAGUAUUUGUUUUGGAACCCCACCCAUUUGAUUCUAAGAUCAUUCUUUCUGCAGGCCAUGAUGGCAAUAUUUUUAUUUGGGACAUAACAAAAGGCAUCCAAAUGAAACAUUAUUUUAAUAUGAUUGAAGGACAAGGACAUGGUGCCGUAUUUGACUGCAAGUUUUCUUCAGAUGGGCAUCACUUUGCCUGUACGGAUUCUCAUGGACACCUCUUGAUAUUUGGCUUUGGUUGCAGCAAAUCUUAUGAAAAGAUUCCCGAUCAGAUGUUCUUCCACACUGAUUACCGACCACUGAUUCGAGAUUCUAACAAUUAUGUCCUAGAUGAGCAGACUCAGCAGGCUCCUCAUCUCAUGCCCCCACCAUUCUUGGUUGAUGUGGAUGGAAACCCUCAUCCAACAAAGUACCAGCGAUUGGUACCAGGACGAGAGAAUUGUGCAGAUGAGCAUCUGGUUCCUCAGCUGGGUUAUGUAGCAACAAGUGAUGGAGAGGUUGUGGAGCAAGUAAUAGGUCAACAAACUGCUGAUCAGGAUGAGCAAGGUCUAGAACGCAGCAUACUUGAUGGCAUGAUCAGACAGUUGCAACAGCAACAAGACCAAAGAAAUGGCAUAGAUCAAGACAUCCUUCCUCUUGGGCCACAGAAUGGAGAAGAAACUCCGAGAAGAGUCUAUCGGAUGCUUAGCUCGGAUAUCCAGUCUCCACCUAAUAUUGGCUUGCGGCGCAGUGGUCAAGUUGAAGGUGUGCGCCAGAUGCAUCAGAAUGCUCCGAGGAGUCAGAUUGCCACAGAGAGAGAUCUGCAGGCGUGGAGACGGCGAGUAGUUGUUCCAGAAGUAACAUCAAGCAUAUUCAGAAAUCAAGAAGAAUAUAGAAUUGCAAAAGGUGAAGAAGAGAAGUGGCUGUAUACAGCAGAACAGAAAAAGAAGUUACUUCUGUCUUCAGAAAAGAGUGACUCUGAAGAUUCACUGAUACAGUCCAAGAGGAGACUUUAUAGACGUAAAUAUGCAGCAUAUCAAUCACGGAAUAAUAUUGAGCAGUCUGAUUCUUCGAGUGAAGAAGUCCAUGACUGUUCUGGAUUUAUGGAACAGAAAGCAGAAGAAAGUGAAGACUUGUCUUUUCCUGAAGAAGAAUGGGAGAGUGAAAAGAAAACCAAUAGUAAUCGUUCCAGUAGUGACUCCUCAAGCAGGUAUUCUGACUGGAUAGCAGAUGCAGGGAUUAAUCUACAACCUCCUGUACGAACUUCUCGCCGCAAAGCUGUUAAAUACUGUAGUACUUCUGAAGAUGAAGUAUCAUUGGAACUAUUAUCUCCAUCAAGAAAGAGGAAAAAAAGACGGAAAAAAUACAAACCAAAAAAACAUGAGGAGGAAGCACAAGAAAAUGCUCCAAGCCAAUCAGUCAGCCUACAACCAUCCUAUGAUUUUCACCCUCCUGAUUGGAUUACAGACACAAGACUCCGAAGAUCUCCCUUUGUCCCUCAAAUGGGUGAUGAGGUAAUAUAUUUUCGACAAGGCCAUGAAGCUUAUAUCGAAGCAGUAAGAAAAAACAAUAUCUAUGAGUUGAAUCCUCACAAGGAGCCAUGGCGAAAAAUGGUUCUUAGGGAACAAGAAUUGGUAAAAAUUGUUGGGAUACAUUAUGAAGUUGGUCCUCCUACGCUCUGUUGUCUCAAGCUUACUCUUAUGGAUCAUGUUAGCGGACAGCUUCUGGACAAAUCCUUUUCUCUCAAAUACCAUGAUAUGCCAGAUGUCAUUGACUUCCUUGUAUUACGUCAGUUCUUUGAUGAAGCACGACAGAGAAACUGGCAGCCUUAUGACCGCUUUCGUUCAAUUAUUGAUGAUGCUUGGUGGUUUGGAACUAUUUUGAGCCAAGAACCAUAUCAACUGCAAUAUCCAGACAGCCCUUUUCAGUGUUACAGUGUUAAGUGGGACAAUGGUGAAACAGAAAGACUUAGUCCAUGGGAUAUGGAACCAAUUCCUGAGAAUGUAGUUGAUCAGCCUGAAGAAUUAGGUGCUAGUGUUUCUGUGACUGCUGAAGAAAUGGCAAAACUACUGUACAAACCUCAAAAAGGAGAGUGGCAGGGAAAAUCUCAAAGUGAAGAAUGUGGACGGAUUAUUUGUGGAAUUGAUCAACUUCUGACACUAGAUAUUUCAGCAGCAUUUGCUGGUCCAGUUGAUCUGAACACAUAUCCAAAGUACAGUACAGUAAUAGCUUAUCCAACAGACCUUUGGACUAUUCGGACGAGACUAGUCAACCAAUUUUACAGGAGACUCUCUGCAUUGAUUUGGGAAGUCAGGUGUGUUGUGAGCAACGCCAGGACCUUUAAUGAGCCCAACAGUGCCAUCACUAGAUCUGCUCAGAAGAUCACAGAUCAGCUCUUAGAAUUCAUACGAAAUCCUGAUUGUACAGAUAUUUUUGAGCUGUGCAUUGCAACAAACAAAGAAGAUAGCACUGAUGCUGAUGACCUGGAUGAUGAAGAGACCUAUGUACCAAGAUCAACUUCCAGAAAAAGAUGGGCUUUGAAGAAGACCAAGGUGAAACCCAGCUACGAUGAAAAUAGUUGGAAGAAGCAAUGUAUGGAACUUGUAAAUUUAAUUUUCCAAUGUGAGGAUUCUGAGCCAUUCAGACAACCUGUUGACCUGGAUCAGUACCCUGAUUACAGAGAGAUCAUAGACACACCAAUGGAUUUGGGAACUGUGAAAGAGACAUUAGAAGCUGGAAAUUAUGAUACGCCUAUGGAAUUGUGCAAAGAUAUCAGAUUAAUAUUUAGCAAUGCUAAAUUGUAUACCCCAAACAAAAGGUCCAAGAUAUGUAGUAUGACGUUGAGGUUAUCUGCAUUGUUUGAAGAAAAAAUAAGAAGAAUCCUCUCUGACUUUAGAACUGGCCAGAAACACAAUGAAAGAUUGCAAAGAAUUCAGAAAUAUAGUAGGAGAUGGCGAAGUAAGAGCAAACCUGCACAAUAUUCUAUCAAAACACUCAGAAAUACAAAGCAGAAGCAAAAUAAAUCUCAUUCAAGAAGUCCGUCAGAGGCAGAAGACUCUUCCAAUCAAUAUACAUCAGGCAGAGCGUUCUAUGUUACAAGCCAUAAAAUGAAUUGUAGCUGCUCAAACCGUAGCAUUUCUGGUGUGUCUUUUGAUUGUACCUCUGCAUUGUCCUUUGGGAAAAAUGGACGAACAAGGAGUGCCGUCAAAGCUCACAAUUCCACAUUAUCAGAAAGUGAAUUAGAACAUUCAAUAGCUACUUCAUCUUCAAGUAGUUCAGAGGAAAGCAAAGAAAGUUCUGCAGAGCUCUCCUCUCCUAUGUUACAUAAUGGAAUAUCUGGGAAAAAGAACAGUAACUUCAGAGUGACUAGAAAUAGAGUAUAUCGGCAGAAACAAAUGGAUUCUCAGGAGGCUGGAAAUCUACAAAGAACUAGUAGGAGAAGAUUAUAUGAAAAAGACAUUGAAUGUUCAACAAAACCUUGUGAUUCCGUGAGCAACAGACAUCGAAGGCACAGAAAAGUUCCACGCAAGAGUGCUACUGUGGCAGCUAAUAAACUAAGACUGAUGAGCGAUGUAGAAGAGGAGCACUCUAGCUCAGAAAGCACCAUUGGGAGCAAAAACAGAAAACUGCCUCAUCGCAAUGCUUCUGCUGCUGCAAGAAAAGUGUUGCUAAAUGUGUCUUACAGUUCUGUCCAAAGCGAAAGUGAUAAGGAAGUGAAAGAACAGUAUAGCCGAAGGAAAACUUUUGAAGAUGUUUCUGCUAGUGGUACAGUUAAAAAAAGGCAUAUUAGUGAAUCUGAAAGUGAAAGUUCAGAUUCUGAAAGCAGCAUGCACAAAAAAUUAAAGCACUCUCAUGACAAUGGCCAUAAGCAGCCACAUAAAGCUGCCUCCUGUUCACCUCCCAAAAUAAAGCCUACUGUAGAAUUUUCUGAAGAUGACUCUAAAAAUCAUUCUUCAGACAACGGGAGCAUUCAACGAGAUUUUGAUCAUUCCGCACGUAAAAGUCCAUCCAGGAGCAACUCUGACACAGAUUCUGGAUCAGACAAAUGUAACUUACCAAAACAGACUCUUAAAAAGGCAACAACUCGCUACAGGAAAGCAAAAGUUUUAAGUGACUCAGAGGAAAUAGAGGCAGAGUCUGUGGCAGAGGAUGAGAAAAUUACUCUUUUAGAGGACAGAGGAGCUGGAACUUUAAGACAAUUAGACCUUGGUGCCAAGUGCUCAUCUAAUCAGGAAUCCAAAACAGAGUCUGAUAGCAGUAACUACAGCAAUGCAUCAAAAAGAUGGAAAAGGAAAGGUGUCAGGAAAGAAUGUGUCAUCCAGCGGAAUGGUCAUCACAGAAAAUCUGCCAGAAAAAGACUACAUGAAAGUGAUUCUCCGAAAGAAGAAGGAGCUAAUAAAAUACAAAAUAUAUCAGAUUUUCAAGGAAUAAGGCAAAGUCCAGUAGUACUCAGGAACAAGAGAAGCUUCGGAAUGUAUGUGGAAUCAAAUAGUGAAAUAAUGAAUAUCAAUGUUGUAAAUGGAAAAAAAAAUCCACGCCAUAGUGCUGCUGUGGCUGCUAGUAAGAUUAAGCUAAUUAGCAAUACCAGGGAAAGCAUCUCAAGUCCCGAAGUUGGAGAUGCUAAAAAGACAGCCCAAAGACUUCCAUACCGCAGUAUGUCUGCUGCAGCCAGAAAGUUGAUACUGGAUGUCCUACCUUCCCCUUCUGAAAGUGAAACAGAACUUACGGAAUGUGAGGUAAAAAAACAAUUUCAGACCAGUUCCUGCACAGUUAGAAAAUUUACUGGAGAACCAAGCAUGAAACAUUUAGACUGUAAUAAAGAGUGUAUGGUAAAUCGAAAGAGCAGACAAAGUACUAGCUCAAGACAGCAAUCUCUCAGAACUGUACGUCGUGUUUAUCCUAAACGAAAAAAGCUUGUAGAAUUUUUAGAAGGAUCAUCUAAUAGUCUUUCAUUUGAAAAUCAGAGCAACUUAAGCCAAUCAACGUCUGCAGAUAACCAUAACAUAUCAAGCAACUCGCUAGCAGAUUCUGAAUCUGAAAAAAAAUACGGUGGUAAAAAUGUCAAGAGCAUAACAGAGGCUGUAACAGAAGAGCAAAAGCAAAGAAGUUCUUUGUUAAAGAUCAGGAAGCCUGGAACUUUGAGACGCUCAAAAUCUGAACCUGAUGACUGUUCUAAUCUUCCAUCUGAUUCAGAAUCUCAAACAGAAUUUAAGGACAUUGAUAAUAGCCAGAGUAGAACAAUAAAAAAGAGGAAAAGGAGUGCCACAGCAACAGAUAGAAGUGUAAGCAAUGGCAUCUCUGAACUUUCCAGAGCAUACCAGAGAAGGAAGCGGCCAAAAGUGAAUGAAGAAAAUGAUUCUGAGGAUCUGGAUUACACAAAGUAUAAAAGGGUGAAUCGGCGUUCCAAAAUAAGAACUAGAAAUGGAGGCAGGAGAACUGUAAGAUAUGCAGACGAUGAAGAUGAUUGUGAAAUGUAACCCAACAGUGAUUCUUCAGUUAAUGACACAUGUUGGUUUUUCUCUUCCUAUAAUUCAGGGAAUAUAUAUUUAUAUUUUUCUAUGAAAAAGUUUAAAAUAUGGAGGCGCUACUUUCAUAUGGUGAUUUUGCACUUGUCUGCUUGUGUAGCUGCAUUUAGCACAUAUGCCAAAUAUGUGCCUCAUUAUAGGGGCAAAACUUAUCUUUAUUGGUAUUUUGCUAAAUAUGGUAGUAGAUUAGGAGUGUGUGGAAGAGAAUAUUAAGCAACAACUUAAAAGCUGUAUGUUUAGUAUUAUAAGUGCUGCACAGAGACACUAGCUAUGUCAUCCUGUAAUAGGGUAUUCAGGAACAGAUAAUUUGAACAGUUCUGUUUGAGACUGUAUAAAUCAGUCAGACAAGCAUCUAAUACUGUGUAUUAUAAACAAAAUAGAUACUGAUUUAAGAAUAACAGACAUAAAAGGUUCCCAUGAAAAUAAUGUGACAACCUGUUAAUGUAGCAGCAGUAAAUACACAUUUAUUAGCCAAAAGCCAUGUACGCAUACAUAAUCAUAAUCUAUCAGUAGCCCAGAAAAACAAUUGGCCUAAAAAGUUUAAAAUACAAAAUACAUAAAACACAUAAUGAAAUCUAAAUCUAAUUGCAACUUUGCUUUUAAAAUAGGUGAGUCGGUUAACUAUUACUAAUUUUAACAAUAUAUAAGUCAUUAAAAACAUUAAACCUAAAAAUUGUAGAAAUAGUUACAUUAACAUGACAUAGAAUCUGGUUUUUCAUAACAAAAUGGGUCUAUAAGAACCAAUUAUUAUUUAUUAAGAUUAAUAACAUUUGACCCUUUAAAAACAUUUAGGCCAAGAAAUUUUAAAAUUUCUGGAACCAAACAUAGAAUCCCGUUAAUGAGCGGUGCUAUCAAUUUUCAAAAUAUGCACCUUGAACUAAUUGGUAAUACAAUACUUGCCCAAUUAUAAAUAUGUGGAUAAAGGUUUUUGCUGUCAAAUAACAGUCUUUUAAUAUAUGGUUUCCACACUGUACAUUUUGGAUCAUUGAAUACAGAUGAUCACUUGAGCCUAAGAUUAUUAUUUUGGGGGGUGGUUUGUUACAGAAAAAACAAAAUUAUUACUAAAGCUUGAGCUUUGUGGGGUUGUUUUCAAAAAAGGAUUAAAAACUUAAAACUUAUCUUAUGUUAAGAGUACUAGUAUUUAAGGUGUUUUGCUAGAGCUUGAUGCCUGAUUCCUGAAGAUUUAAUUAAUUGUAACUUAGAUUUUUGAUGCACUGAAAUUUCACUGCCUCCUGACUUGUCGAUGUACAGCACCUUCAUGUUGGUGGUGUUUAGGCUGGCACUGUCGAAAACAAAUGUGAUCUAUCUUCAUUGUUGCAUAACAAGAAUGGGAAAUACAUGGUAUUGUAUAAUUGUUUAAUGGUGAAAUAUGUGCAAUUUUUUUUAGUUACAACACUCCACUCAGGUAUGCCUUCUUUGGGGGUGUAAGGCAUUUAAACUUCCUCCUCCCCUUUUGUGGGGAUUACGAAUUUAUUUUAGUGUGGCUCCAUUUGUUUUAAUUUUGUGAAAAGUAUAUUAAGCAUAACAGACAUUUUAAUUUAUCCCUGUGGGCCACCUGAGAUUACCUUCUGAGAAUUAGUACAUUACAAACAAACAACUGAAGUCCAUUAUGUUGUUGUGUCUUCUUGAGUUCUAAAACAAAAACUCCCUAAAUAAAAUAUAUCUGUUCAGAA
Molecule: messenger RNA, 9130 nt
Organism: Sphaerodactylus townsendi
Lineage: Eukaryota; Metazoa; Chordata; Lepidosauria; Squamata; Sphaerodactylidae
Gene: BRWD1
Product: bromodomain and WD repeat domain containing 1
Exons: 36
Coding region: 1254-7409 (2051 amino acids)
Biological process (GO): regulation of transcription by RNA polymerase II; cytoskeleton organization; regulation of cell shape
Cellular component (GO): nucleus
Molecular function (GO): protein binding
Source: RefSeq, a predicted model, not a curated record